Molecule: messenger RNA, 1179 nt
Organism: Pleurotus ostreatus (oyster mushroom)
Lineage: Eukaryota; Fungi; Basidiomycota; Agaricomycetes; Agaricales; Pleurotaceae
Exons: 2
Coding region: 1-1179 (392 amino acids)
Source: RefSeq, a predicted model, not a curated record
AUGUCCUGGGCAGUCCGACGCGAAUCUAUCCUGGCUAACGAGCUUAGUCUCCGAAGUCAGGACGACGGGUCCUUCGGCUGGUUGGACAGCUCGACAACCAACAUCUUUGAUGACGAGAAGGCCAGCACCAACCCAGUCCAGAGGACACUAAGCCCUGCGUCUACUAUCUCAUCGGGGACUUCGUCUACGAGCACCUCCCCUUGCCUUCUGAGGAACAAUACCGGCGACGACGAGGACGAUGAUUCGGAUGCAGGCUUUGAGAGCGAUCACUCAAACUAUGAGCCUUACUAUAUUGAUAACGACAAGUAUAGCGUUAUUGAUGGAAAGGCGUACAUGAUUCCAACCAUUCCACAACCUAUGUUCAGCCAGCCAGUCUACCUACAAGAUGCACUCAGCCCUAUGGCGGAGACAGCCAACCAUCUCCCACAAACCCCGCACCCGCACCCUGCGACUCCACUUCUACCCCCGUUUCAAGGGUUUGACUCUCGCAGUCUUUCCCCUAGCCUACCUCCUUCUACCCCUCUGCCUGCUCAUAACUAUUCGCUGGGGGAACGAUCUCGCAACACGCAUGCCACCAAAACUUGGUGUAAUCGUACUUCAUUCAUCUUGGCCGAAGACUCCGACGAAGGAGAGAGUGACGGCAACGCGUCGGAUGACGAGUACAUCCCUUCUCCCCAGUUGAAUUCCAAGAAGAGGUUGCGGAGAGAUUCUCCACAACUUGACGCAUGGACCUUCGCUGGAGCUGCCCAGAGCCGUUCGACCACCAUUCCUCGCACUCCUGCUCAGAUCGCCCCUCAUGCGAGACCCACGAAACGCGCCCGUACCUCCCCAACAUCACGCAACGUGCAAGUUCCCUCCCUCUCCGAACCUAUUGAUGCCCUCGCGUUAUCUUUCAAAUGCCCCGAAUGCGGAUGGGUUCAGCGCAAUAAACGGAUGCCGGAUUUCAAGCGUCAUCUGCAGUCGCACGUUCGCCCUAGUGACGGCGAUCAUUCCAAGGGAUGGUGGUGCAAGGGCAUCCUGUCUUCCAGUGUACCUGGGUUCUGUGGAGAGGGCUACCAAUUCGCCGGUGAAGAGAGGUUCGGUGGAUGCUUGAAGACGUUCAGCAGGAGAGACGCUUUGAAGAGACACCUGGACAACCCGAACGUAUCCUGUUUGGGCAGCGUUUCGCCGUGGAACUAG